AUGGCGACAAGCGCAUCUGCUUUGCUCACACCCACAACAACCUUCUCCACCACAAUCUCCCAGAAAAACCCAAACUCAAUCUCCUUCCACGGCCUCCGUCCUCACCGCCUCGGUAGCUCCUCCUCCGCCUUACCCAAGCUAUCCACCACCUCCGGGAGAAGAUCUUCCUCCGCCGUCGUUAGAGCCGAACUCAGCCCAUCCGUCGUCAUAAGCCUCAGCACUGGUCUCUCCCUCUUCCUAGGGCGGUUCGUCUUCUUCAACUUCCAGAGAGAGAAUGUGGCGAAACAGGUUCCGGAGCAGAACGGGAAAACCCAUUUCGAAGCCGGUGAUGAUCGUGCCAAGGAAUAUAUUGAUAUACGCACUCACAAUCCUAUUAACCUCAUGAACAAUCCUGAUCAAACGAGUAUACGCUUGCAUAGGACUCAUCCUCAACUCACAAAUCAAUCUAUCAAUCUUGUUAAGCACCAAACAAGGAGUCAACUUCUCGAUACAAGCUUGACGCAACACAGCAUGCGUCUGAAUUUGUACACCUUCAACAGCAUCAACCAAAACCAAAGCACCAUCACUAAGCCUAGCAGCUGUAGAGACUUUACUACAGAAGUCCAUGUAGUGAUGAAACACGAAGAGUAAUACACACAUGUAUGAUGCAAAGAUCUCAUAAGCAUAUUUCUGGUGAUGAAACACGAAUCAAACAUUCAUAACCUUAAUAAUCAUGUC
This is a messenger RNA of Eruca vesicaria subsp. sativa (arugula), 717 nucleotides long. The record is from the annotation of a GenBank genome assembly. NCBI's taxonomy places the organism in Eukaryota, Viridiplantae, Streptophyta, Magnoliopsida, Brassicales, Brassicaceae.